Messenger RNA from Doryrhamphus excisus (bluestripe pipefish), 2109 nucleotides. The record is from RefSeq and is a predicted model, not a curated record. NCBI's taxonomy places the organism in Eukaryota, Metazoa, Chordata, Actinopteri, Syngnathiformes, Syngnathidae.
CUCCAUGCCCAUUUUAGCAAACAGCCAAGACAGUCAGCAGGGGUAACGGGCCGUAUUUAUAUAAGCGACUUAAUUGUUCUUGUAGGAGGUGGUUAGACUAGAAAAUAAUAGAAAAAUGUCGUCGUCGGUGAAUUAAAGAGUUGGCGGGUGUUUUGAACGCGGAGGAAAUAAGGUGAAGGUGUUUGGAUGUUUGGAUGUCGUCAUGGACGCUUUGGAGAAGAAGUUGACAAGUUUGUCCAUCGCUCGGCGAUGUCGUCCCGAGAAGCCUACCUACCUGCUCGGCAUGGCCCUUCAGCCACAAGGCGGGUUGGCGGUUUCGUGCUCCAACAUGGCCGUCCACGUACACAACAAGGACACGCUGAAGCUGCAGGGCGAGUACCGUGGUCACAGUGGACCUUUGUGCGGUCUCACCUUCGCUCACACCUCCCCGCACCUUGUCUACUCGGCUUCCGCGGACGGGACGGUGCGGGCGUGGGACGCUCGCCGCCCCGGGACAGACGCCGCCCAGCUGUUUCGAGGCGACUCGUCCCACAGCUUCUGCAGCUUCGACCUGAGCUGCGGCGACUUGCUGCUGUGCGCCGGCACGGAGCAGGUGAACAAGGAGGACAGCUUCCUGGUGUUCUGGGACGCCAGGAAGCCCGGUGCGUCCCUCCUGGGGGUGUACUCCGAGUCACACAGCGAUGACAUCACGCAGGUGCGCUUCCACCCCGGCGACAAGGACCGCAUGGCUUCCUGCUCCACCGACGGUCUCGUCAACGUGUUUGACCUGAGCCGGGCGACGGAGGACGAGGCGCUGCUGGCGACUUGUAACAGCGACUCCUCCGCCAGCGCCGUGUGCUGGUGCGCCGAUGACUACAGCCGCCUGCUGUGUCUGGGCCACGAUGAGGGUCUGCACCUGUGGGACCUGAGACAGCUGGACACCGAGGAACCCCUCACCGUCUUCAGCUGCCGGGACGCACGCAGCCUGGUGCCCGCGGCCCCCGGGGGCGGCCUGGAUUACUUGGUGGGAGGGGCGUGGCUGGAGGACGCCCACAAGCUGCUGGUGGUCGGUGGCGACAACGGCGGCGACCUUCACUUGAUGGAGUGCGAUGGCGACGGGCUCCGUCUGCUCACGAGCCUCGACGGCGGACACGCCUCCACCGUGCGCUGCUUCCUGUGGGACGCGUCCGGAGGUGCGCUGGUCACCGGGGGAGAGGACGCUCAGCUGUUGCAGUGGAAGCCGGGAGGGGAGGAGCUAACGGCGGGGAAAAAGGAGUCCAUGAAAAGUGCUUCGGCUCUGAAAGUGAAAACCAGACCUCAUAGAAAACAUUUAUAUAAGGUUUAAAGUACAUUUAUAUAAGGUUUAAAGUACAUUUAUAUAAGAUUUAAAGUACAUUUUAUAAGAUUUAAAGUACAUUUGAAUUGUGAAAGUGGCUUUUAAAGACACGGCUGUGGUCGAUGUCACGUUGCUUUGCUUUGCUGCAUCAGCGCUGACGUUUCUUCCAUUGUUGAAAUAUUUAGUUUUGCUAACAAAAUGAAGGCCAGUGGAUCCCUGUUGUUAUUAUUAUUAUUAUUAUUAUUAUUCCCUCCACGCCUCACUUUAAUUUGACUACUUUUGGUGCUCGGGUUUUCAGCUGCUCAGCCCCGAGACUUUGGAAUAUUCCCUGGAAUACUGGAAUACCACGACACAUCCGUUUACUGGACUCUGUUGACACCUUCAAACUCACCUGUUUGAAACCGUUUACCCCUCCUGACCUUUGUUUUGCUUGUCUUUUACUUGCUUUAUUACAGGGAUGGGCAAACUAUGGCCCGGGGGCCACAUGCGGCCCACCACGCGUUUGAAUCCGGCCCGCCAACUGGCAACAUGACUUGCAAGUCAGAUGUCUUAUUUAGUUAAAAAAAAACAAAAAGUUAAAGUGCUCCUGAAAAAAGUAAUUCAAGGUGUGUUAAAUAUAUAUUUCAGACCCCCAGACAAUUUUGUUAACUCAAUGCGACCCACGAGUCCAAAUAUUUGCCCACCCCUGCUUUACUAUUUUAUCUGAUAUUGUGUUCUGUGUCUAUUUCUGCGUGUACGGUGACCUUGGGUGUUUUGAAGGGCGCCAACAAAUAAAAUGUAUAUUAUUAUUAUUA